AGCUCCAUCAGAGUCCCUCCCCCUCAUUGUGUGACCCCCGAGAGGAAGAAGAAGCAGAAGAUCCUGGAACUGGCCAAUAGGAUCAUCGAGCUGGUGACGGGAGAGGUGGGCGGUGGACCUGGCGGGAAAUGCGUCACCUCGGAGGAGUUUCAGACCCGUUCCACGGACACCCCUGGAGAAGACGAACACGUGAACAUACAUGCAGAGGAGGGUCAUGAGAGGACAUGGGAGGAAAGAGGGAACGUCACGGAACGGGAUUCCUUCACCGGAGAACUUCACUCGCAGGCAGGAAGUCUUCUGGGUUUGGACAUUUCUACUUCAGAACCCUACUCCCCUGUCCAUGGCAGUCCUUCCGCCGCAGUCCCUACUCCUUUUACGUGUCAUCACGUGAAGGGGCCACCACACACAAGUGAUGAAGAAGAAGGUCGCAGCACCGAUGUGUCCAUACCGCUCGAUCCGGCCGAGUACACCACGACUAUUGUUAAAGAGGAACCCUACUCAGGAGACGAGGACCUGGACUCCCCCCUCCCUCGGGGACUCUACGCCUCCAGUCAUGUGAAGGAGGAAACAAAUCUCGGUGACUUUGAUGUCCCGGCGGAUAGAAGACAAUCGGAUUACGUGUCCCGCUCGGACUUCCGUGACGGACAUCUAUCGGAGAAUCUCUACGUGCCGCCUCAGGGAGACGCCGCCGGUCAGCUGACCUCCUGGCACAUGGACCCGUCAAGGAUGGAUGGAAACCUGUCCUCGUUUAUGAGUUCUACAAGCGUCCCCGGUGCUCAGGCCGCCGGAGAGAAGUCCUUUGUAUGUUUAGAGUGCGGAAAGUGUUUCUCUUGUGGCCCCCACCUGGUGCGCCACAGGCGGACGCACACCGGGGAGCGGCCCUUUAAAUGUACGGAGUGCGGCAAAUUCUUUUCCAGCAGCUCCAACCUCCUCAUGCACCAGAGGACUCACACAGGAGAAAAACCCUUCGCCUGCCACCAGUGCGGGAAACGCUUUGCCCGCAACCCACAUCUGGUCCGCCACCUCCGGAUUCACACCGGGGAGAAACCCUUCGAGUGUGCCGAGUGUGGGAGGAGGUUCAACCAGGACUCCAACCUUCUCAAACACCAGCGCACGCACUCGGGAGAGCGGCCCUUCAUGUGCUUAGACUGCGGCAAGUUUUUCACCAGCAAUCCCCAUCUCCUCCGACACAGACGCGUCCACACCGGAGAGAAGCCUUUCUCCUGCCCGGAGUGUGGGAAAUGUUUCUCCAACAGCUCCAAUCUCAUCACACACCGCAGGACUCACCUUUCCCUCCGACUGCUGGAGCAGCUUCCCAACCAAAGGAAAGCCCAUCUACAACGGCCAGGACCUGACCAUCCCUUCUAG
Molecule: messenger RNA, 1368 nt
Organism: Nanorana parkeri
Lineage: Eukaryota; Metazoa; Chordata; Amphibia; Anura; Dicroglossidae
Product: oocyte zinc finger protein XlCOF22-like
Exons: 2
Biological process (GO): regulation of transcription by RNA polymerase II
Molecular function (GO): DNA-binding transcription factor activity, RNA polymerase II-specific; RNA polymerase II cis-regulatory region sequence-specific DNA binding
Source: RefSeq, a predicted model, not a curated record